Messenger RNA from Cephus cinctus (wheat stem sawfly), 3693 nucleotides. It is a transcript of the gene Atac3, whose product is annotated as GA-binding protein subunit beta-2. The record is from RefSeq and is a predicted model, not a curated record. Gene Ontology annotation, molecular function: transcription cis-regulatory region binding; protein binding. Gene Ontology annotation, biological process: positive regulation of transcription by RNA polymerase II. Bases 353 to 1927 code for a protein of 524 amino acids. NCBI's taxonomy places the organism in Eukaryota, Metazoa, Arthropoda, Insecta, Hymenoptera, Cephidae. The transcript is spliced from 8 exons. Gene Ontology annotation, cellular component: nucleus.
CAGCAUGGCGCUUGAGUCAAAUGAACUUUAUAUGUAUUUAGGUGCUAAGAAAGUAAAAAUGGUGGGGAAACGAUGAUUAAAAAUUAUUAAAGUUCGUUUUUUCGUGAUGGAAAAUAUUGAAAUACGUUUUACGUGAAAUUUCUCAGUGGUCGUACGACAGUAUCAGGAAUGGCGCCAAGGGUACGCCAUAUUUACGAAACUUCGACCCGAUUCUAAAUCGAGAAGGCUGUGGGACGGAAGAAUUCCAGUAAACGGUGUGUGGUUAACGGAAAAUUGCACGGAAAAGCACUAAAAAGCAAAAACAAUGUGCUCCUCUGUACACUAAAAGGAGGCUUAAACUUCAUACCUAAUCAUGCAAGCGGAAAGCAUCUGUGCUGGAGACAUUGAGGGACUCGAUGGAGAUACCCUAAUCCCGGUUGAAAUACUUUCUUGUGAUGUGUCACAUCGCUCUCGCUCACAAGAUGCCUUAUCGAUAGUAGAAUUAGGAAAGCAGUUACUAUUGAGUGCAAGGAAUGGAGAUACAGAGACUGUCCGUGAUCUUAUGUGUAGAGGGGCACCAUUUACAACAGAUUGGCUUGGUACAAGUGCAUUGCACUUGUCUGCUCAAAACAACCAUACAGAAACAGCAGAGGUUUUGUUAAGGGCAGGGAUUUCAAGGGAUGCCAGAACAAAGGUUGAUAGAACACCUUUGCACAUGGCUGCAUACGAAGGUCAUCAUCAAAUGGCACAACUGCUACUGAAUUAUGGUGCAGAUGUUGAUAGUAGAGACAUGUUAAAAAUGACUCCUCUGCAUUGGGCAGUGGAACGUGAACAUGUAGAAGUAAUGAAUGUGUUGCUAGAACAUGGAGCAGAUGCGAAUGCAACAAGCAAAUUUGAUAAAACGCCAAUUAGCCUUGCUUUGGAACACGACCGACUUGAUUUAGUAGACAUUUUACAACAGGAAAGGGAAAUAUUAGGUGUCCAAACACAUCAGCAAAGCCAAGCGAAUUCCGCUGAACUCGAAGUAGCAACACACAGUUUAAUGCAAUUAGAAGCUGAGCGUCAACAGGAACAGCAGGAACUUGAGUUGCAACAGCAACAACAACUCCAAAAACGAAAAGUAGCUACAGUGCAAGUGGGUAAAAAGCCAAGAAUGGUAUUCCAGCAAAUCCGCGUGUCGUCAGUGAGUGAUGAAGAGCAUGAAAAGGAUAUAGAAUGCGUUGAUGGUAUCGAAAAUCAAGGACAUGGAACUAGCUACAGGGAUGAAGACGUUUCAGGAGUUGGUGGGGCGGAUCAACCCCUCCGACUACUCCAAGCACACGGAAUCACGAUGAUUCCUGUUGAUAAUGAUGCAACAAUCGUGGAAAAUGCUAUGGAAAGUGGUCAGACUGUCGUCUUAACAGAAGCAGGCAAACUUGCCUUAAAUUUAACUAGAACACCUUCAAUGGGAAUGAAAAGAUUGCAAGUGGGAACGAGAAGAGGAACUUCCAGAAAAGUUAUUGCGAUUCGCGCUGAUCAGAUCUUAGGUCAAAACGCACCUACCUUGACUCCUCGAGGUCCUAACAUAUUAAAGAGAAAUAUUAAUGAGAACAAAGCAGGGAAACUCUUUUUAGCUUCCUUAGCUAAUAGCACAUCUACUGUUCCGACGCUUACACAAGCUAAGCAUAUUGUCUCUUUGUCGAAGAAUAAAGUAGUCAACCAGUUGACGAAGGUAACGGAACAAAGAAUUUUACAUUUGGAUGACGAGAUAGAGGAAAUUACUGAAGAUGACAAUCAGGGUGAAGAUAACACGGAACCCGUGAUGGAUAUAGCAGUGCUCAAUAGGCAACUAGCGGAGGCGCGAAGACAAGCCGCAGAAUACCGUAAACAGUUACAGAAGAAAGAAGAAGAAGCUGAGAAAUAUAAGCAGCAACUGAAGUCUAUUACGGCGCAAGCGGCGUCGAAGUAAUUUCCUGCGUUUUUUGACGGCGCAUUCGACAGUUACUGAUGCUGAACUUCACACUCCAGGUGUAAUUUUUAAUUCUAAACCCAAUGAAGAAAUUAUAACCUAACAUGACUUAAGUCACGUGCACAAUUAUUCCUUCUUUCGGUUUAUAGUAUGAGAGUAAAUGAAGAAUCGAAUCUUUUGUUAUAUGGAAUUUUCUUUAAGUGAAGACGCUUUGUGACUGUUUAAUGGGAUCAUGAAGUGUAAACGAUGCAUCUCUUUUUUUUUUUUAAAUAUUCAUACAGUUUUGAGCUUCUCUCAAAUAUCCAUAAGAUAUACUUCCUCUUCUCUUCCUUCUGCUUGUGCGGUUUGGAGCAAAAUGCCAGGAGUGACAUUUGGUGUAUCAGUAUUUAUGAUAGGAUGGUCGGAUUUAUUUGAUACACAUGAUUCUAAUACCUCGAAACCGAUUAUAUGACGAAUUUUAACUUUUAAAUGCAUCUCCACAGAGUACAGCCGUAUUUUGUAUUGGUUCUAUGCGUAUACACGCAGCUUCAAUAUCUAAGCAUGUAUUGCUGUGUACGUGCAUUCAAUAAGCGCCACCAAUUUUACUGCACAGUGUUUUCUGCUGAAUUUUUGUUGCCUGUUUACUAAGAUACAUGCUUAGAUAUGGGGUCUGUCUUCGUACGCACAUAACGAAUAAAGUGCCAAUUGUUAUAUUGACUAUGUCUGCUGAAGCCUAAAACUAUCUUUGAAGUAAACAAUAAAUAAUGAAAAAAAUGCAAGUUAAUAAAUUGGAGAUCAAGUACGUAAUACUAUUUGCAGAUUUACAGACAGAAGUUAUUGAAACUGUUUAUACUGAUAAUUGAAAGCAGUAAAAAGUUUUAUUACGUUUAAGUAGGAAGUUUUCAAAUCUGUGGUAACGAUACUUUUUCACUUAACAAAGCUUAUAGAAACUUUGCCUUCUUUUCCAUUGGCCAACGCGUUAGCUUGGAAAAUGAAAUAUUUUUGAGUACAAUAGGAUUUCAUUAUAAGUCAAACUGCAGUAUGUAUUUUUGAUGUGCAUGAUCAGAAACAAAGUGGAUAAUUGUUUACAUAAUCACAGAUUAGGUACACAUAUUCAAUACAGAAUCUGAAAUUUAUCAACUGUAUCAUACUUGUAACAUCUAAUCACGUGAGAGAGAGAGAGAGAGAGAGAGAGAGUAUCACGGAAAAUUGCCGACAUUAUUUUGUAUAUGAUAAUAACAGUUCUUUGGAAAUGUAAAGUACUAGGUGUUAUGACAGUGAUGAAGUUUGAACAGUAUGUACACUAAAAAAAUUUUAGACACUUGUACAAAUUGUUAAAAUAUAUCAAGGUUAAACGAAAAUGUAACGAAUCUAACGGGCUAAAUGGAAAGUGACGUUGAUCGCCAAGACUCUAAAUCUAUAUAUACUAAUUAUCAUCCAUACUGUAAAUAUUCAGCUUCUAUAAAACAUAAUCAUGAAAAAGAGUUUGAAAAAUCAAUAGAAUAACAACAAACUUUUGCACUGAUGAAAAUAUGUCCAUACAUGUAACAUAAUCAGGCAGAGAAGUUACAACUUACAGUACCUAAGUAUCCAUUCUGUACAGUUAUUAUUAUUCCAUCAGGCCUUACAGCGAUACAUGCUACAUUUAUUUUAACAAUGCAUUUUUCACAUUGGGUAAAAACCAUUUGAUACACUUAGGAUAGGCAGAUACGUAAGCAACAAUUGGAUCGAUCAAUUUUUCAGUUGUAUGUAAUAUGCCUUACGUAAAAUAAAAUUGUAUUGUCUAA